CAAGGUGUUGAAUGCGGCGGGCAGAUUCGAGGUAUUCACUGGCUGCGAGUUGUGUGCGUUUAUAUUACAAUAUAUCAUAUCCUAAAAGGACAACAAGGAACAUACACAACUAUAUCUGGUCUUCGUAUCGUUUACGUGAAUGUCAGUCCAGAUAUUGAGGCGGACUCGGACACCUGGAUUACUGAGUUUCCGACAUUAGAUGCAGACCCUUCAUUUAAUGGCGUCGACUUGUUACUAACGUGUCAAUGGCCCAAAUUCGUUGUUCCUUCAGAUGACCCUAUUUCAACGAAGGUAGAUGAUAAGGCUUCAGUGUGCGUCGCCCAUAUUGCCAAGUCUGUAAAGCCACGAUAUCAUUUCGCUGCAACAAAUGGAAUAUUUUAUGAACGAAAGCCAUAUAGCAAUUGGUGUUUAUACCGAUUAAGAGCAGUUGUUACAUGCAGUAUCGGCCACUCGUCGGCUAUUCUUCUUAAUUGA
Messenger RNA from Mesocestoides corti, 474 nucleotides. NCBI's taxonomy places the organism in Eukaryota, Metazoa, Platyhelminthes, Cestoda, Cyclophyllidea, Mesocestoididae. The record is from the annotation of a GenBank genome assembly.